GUUUUACUCUUUUACGCUCCAAUGUCCACACAGCCAAAAUGGAAGGAGAUCUCACUGUACAUACUUACAUCCUCAUUAUUGUGGCUGAUUUCACUUUUGGUGUGACCUACAGCAGACUGAACGGAGACGUCACACUCGCACCAGCCGUCAGGGACACUUUCGAAGAGAUCCUCUGGAAACACAACAACGACAAAGUCAUCGAGUUGGUCAGAGGUCAAGGAAUCAGGGAGUUCGGUAAAUUGAGAGGGAGGACGACGCUGAACCAGGAGACAGGAGAACUCAGAGUGAGGAACCUGGAGAAGAGACACUCUGGACGGUACACGGCUGAGGUGCUGGUGGAAAAGAGGCUCCAGUACUUUACGUUUAAUGUGACGGUCAUUGACGCUGUGACCCGACCAACAGUGCAGUGUGAGCAGAGGGAUUCUGUAGGGAUUCUACGCUGUCACAGCGAAGGAGAGAUGGGACAGUAUCGGUGGGAGGGGCCUAAUGAUUUUUUAAUGAGCUGGACUGAACAGCCAAUAGGACUAGAGAUCAGCAGGGAUCAGAGCUCUGACUCCGCCUACACCUGUGUGGUGAAGAACCCUGUGAGUGAGAAAAGCAGUGAGGCCUUUCUUGCCGAACGCUGCUUUAAAGGACACUCAUCUCAUGGUAGUGGUGCAGUUAUUGCUGCUGCUGCUGUUGUUACUGCUGCUUUUAUUGCCACUGUUUCUGGUUUGAUCAUUGGAGUUCACUGCGUGCGCCGCAGGGAUGCCCUAACAGAAUUAAGACUUAAUGAAAAAACAAAGAUUUUCGAAGAAAUGAACACGGUAACGAUGAGCCCCAGUAAUGUGAUGGAUGAGAACAAGAUGCUGCAACAGAAAAGCCCAAAAUCUGCUGCUGAUGAGAUGGAAGGAGUUGGAGAGGAGGAUGAGGAAGCAAAACUGCUGCAGCGUUCCGAGGUAACGCAGUGUUCGCUCUGGUCAGAGGUAAGUGGUGAAGAGAAAAGAAAGAUGUUUGAGAGAAACAGCAAGUACGUCUGCAGCCCUAAUAAAGUGAUCGAUGAGGAUAUGCGACUGGAACCAAAUGAACAGGAUACUGUGACAAAUGAGAACAAAGAUGUAGAAGAAGAGGAGGAAGCUGAAGGACAGCAUGUCAAAGGAACAGCUGGUCCAGCAGAGGACUGUGGUGCUUCAGCAUCUCUCCUAGAAGUGCAGGGUGAGAAGCUGGAGAUGGCAGGGACACCCUAAGAAAAGCGAAGAGGCCUGGCUUGAGGUUCAGGAGCACCUGCCCAAGUAUCCACCACUGCAAACAGCAGACCGACAAACAUCGCCGCACCCUGACCUUCCAACCAGGACAAAGGUUGUGGCUAUCUACCCGUGAUAUCCACCUUCAAGAUUCCCUCCGGAAAACUCAGCCCCUGCUACACUGGCUCAUACAAGAUCCUUCGACACCUCACCCCCAUCACUUACCAGUUGCAGUUGCCCCCACACUUACGUAUAUGUCCCAUUUUUCAUGUCUCCCUGCUCAAGCCUUACAGCACCUCCCUGAUCCAGGUGUCCUGAGGAGACCCGACACCCCCUCUUGUGGAGGUGGAUGGGGCACCAGCCUACGCCGUCUGUGCCCUUCUGAAUU
Messenger RNA from Scleropages formosus (Asian bonytongue), 1611 nucleotides. RefSeq lists its product as uncharacterized. Gene Ontology annotation, cellular component: membrane. The transcript is spliced from 8 exons. The record is from RefSeq and is a predicted model, not a curated record. Bases 39 to 1226 code for a protein of 395 amino acids. Lineage: Eukaryota; Metazoa; Chordata; Actinopteri; Osteoglossiformes; Osteoglossidae.